GUUAACAGAUACUGUUACACUAUAUAAACCACACCUGUACCAAGUUUCACAGAUUUAAGUUGGGCUCUUCUUUGAACAUGGAAAUAUGAAAGUUUCGAGAGUGAUUCUGUCCGUCUGUCUGCUUCUACAAGCAGUGCAGAUUGUUAAGGGUGUUCAUGAUAAAGGAACACUGAACGGUAUAACCUUCGAAUGUUCAAAAGGUUUCUCAUUUUACGACGGCAACUGUUACAAGGCAAUAGAUGUCCCAGCUACAGUGGCCGACGCCAAUGUCGUCUGUUCGGGACAAGGAAGUAAGCCAUACUACCCUAGAGAUGAAAUUGAAUAUCAUGAUUAUGUUGCAAAGCUGCUGCCUAAAAAGAUUUGGUUUGGGCUACUGAAAGAAUCUGAUGAUGAAUGGAAGAUUUUGGGAGGGGAUGUUCCAUUAGAAAUGAUACCAAGAUGGGGUAAUAGACAACCUGACUUGAUGGGUGGUAAUGCCACUGCUGUUGAUCCAAAAAAUGAAGUAAUGAUGUAUGAUGCUAGUGGAUUGUUGCCAUUUGUAUGCAAAUAUCCUGCAUGCUUAGAAGGUUACAUGCGUUGUGAUGCAAAAUGUAUACCUUCACAACAGGUAUGUAAUGGUUUACCUGAAUGUGUCGAUGAAAGAGAUGAAAACAAUUGUACAUCUCGUGGAACUUGGUAUCUUACCUUAUCUGAAACUACUGGAACAGUCCAGACUCAGCCUAUGUCUGAUUUUGACGAACAAACCUGGGUCUUAGAAGCCGGAGUAGGACAAAGAAUCAGACUUUAUAUACCACAGAUGAAUCUUGAAGAAAAUGUCGUAUUUUUAGAGGUUUGGACUGGUAGCUUCUUAUUUCAAUCUUCCGAGAUGUUAGGACGUUUUACCGGCAGUGUCAGCAGCAAACAUCUAUACUCAACAAACCAUUACCUUUCCAUUAGAUUUUAUGCUGCUAGUGAUUUAAGUAGAAAUAUUGGAACAUACAGUUUCGAAUGGGUAACAGAAAUACCAUCAAUACCAGCGGGAACAAAACAAGAAAUGGCAAUCAAUGAUUGGAAAAAUAUCAGUAUGCCAUUUACAAAUGAUGAGUAUACACCAAUAAAUCUGAAGCUGAGUUGGCAAAUUAAUGCAAACGAGGGAAAUGUGAUAACCUAUUAUGUGCAAGUUACCCCUAAAUCAGGGUAUUCGGUGGAUGAAGUAAAGUAUGAAUUAAAUGUUGAAGGAAUGGAAGACUCUCUAUCUGACCGCCAUUAUUAUACAUCAACAACUAAUGAAGUAAAAUUGAUGUCUAACUACGUCCCUGUCAAUGGUCAUGUAACUUUGAAAUACAAACUAGGGUGUGGAGUGGCAAUAGAUGACACAUAUGGUGUUAUAGUUUCUCCUCAUCCUGUACCCAAUGACCUCAUGUGUAUAUGGACACUUGAUGCUGGGGAAAGUGCAUCCCAGUGGGAAAUGGUUUCUCAAAUUUCUUACAUACCUGAAUCUGGCACAGGAUUCUCUAUGAACCAAUCCAACUACUCGAUCAGAAGAUAA
Messenger RNA from Ruditapes philippinarum (Manila clam), 1528 nucleotides. RefSeq lists its product as uncharacterized. Lineage: Eukaryota; Metazoa; Mollusca; Bivalvia; Venerida; Veneridae. The transcript has 11 exons. Bases 86 to 1528 code for a protein of 480 amino acids. Gene Ontology annotation, molecular function: protein binding. The record is from RefSeq and is a predicted model, not a curated record.